AUGACUAGCCUAGCCCCAUUGAGCACCUGCAGGUGGGCCACUUACCAUCUGUCGUCAGAAAAAGGAGGGUUCGUUGGGUUCAAUGAUGUAUACGAGAGAGCAUGGCUAAAUGCCUGCCAUACUUAUGUUCCACCAGGAUAUCCUUUCGACAAUUGCGGAGAGUUCUCAACCAGAAUGGCGACAACAGACUACCCACUUGGAAUGAGUCGAUGCAACCGUCUCCCUACCUCGGCCGACUUCAUUAAACACACAGAAUCCAGUGUGGCUAAAAGUGGCCAACCUUCUAUAAGCAGGAAGAUCGGGAGGUUUUACGAUGAACUAGAGGUUCGUGGUUUUAGAGCCGCAACGAAGAAACAGGUUGCUCGGAAGAUGACAUCGAUGGCCAACGCAGCAUUCGCCCUUCUCGAUGCCGGAUCGGAAAACCCUACACGAUCUAAGAUCCAAAGACCGGGCGAUAGGCAGGCUUUUUCGAGCUCUACUAGCCAGACGCGAAAUGGUAUGCAGAGUCGUAGCUUUCAGGACAGCAUUUCUCUACGUCAGCGAACUAGUUCUCUCCAGCAUAGUCUGCUCGAGUCUCUUCCUAGCACAAUUGCCGUUGCACCGCUAACAUCUCUGACUCCGUCUUCUUUGUCUGGUGAUGCCGGCAUGGGAUGCCGUAAGUGUACCGACCAAUUUCCCUUGGAUUCAAUACUUUCUCCACAUGCUACCACCCCAGCAAGACUGCUGUUUCCACUUACCCCUAUUGCAGUCUUUCUUGCACGACACAUUCCCUCGAAGGUAGUCGUCGAUAAGGUUAAGUUGGGGAAAGAUGGCAGAGUCUAUCGGAGCAAAAACAAGCGUAUUAGGGUCAACUUCAAUUUCGCAGUAAAUGGCAAGGCUGAAAAGACAAUAGAGGCAGUAAGUGCCUCCGAUGUCGUAAAGAGGGAUGCGAUAAUGUCGGAGAAAAAGCAUGCACACAUGUAUCAAGUACUUCCACCCGCAGGGAAUAUGGACUGCUCAUCCUACAGAAGCCCUGACCGGCUGUCCCAAUCACGCCCAAGCUCGUGUUUCCUAGAUAGUCAAUAUCACACGCUUUUCUCACAACAUCCACCAUCACUAAUCAUCAAUCCCAUCUCAUCUCAUCCAAAGCUGAUCCACUUGGAAACAAGAAAAAACGGCGAAAAAGCAACCCCCAACCUAACUAACCUCAGCCUUGAGUUCAGUCCAGUCCGAUCUCGUCUAACAUUAGCUUAUAUCCAUAAGCAAGAGGUUAGCAAACAAGCACAAAUCGAAGCUCACCUGAAUUAACAUGAUCAGCAAUCUGAACCAAUGCUUAGGUCCUCUCUCAGUCCUUUAUCGACGCGUUAUAAUCCCCAAACCCUGGGCCAGUGGCUCACUAGUUUCCUAGAUCGAUUGACGCUAAACUGAAAGACCAUCUUGUAUGAUGCCUGUGCUAUGAAGCGCCAACUUCCACAUUAACCCCAGAUCUGAUCUCAUGAUUGCCAUUGCCCGGGCCUAGCGGGUGGUAGUAGACUAGAACGUUGGAGUCCAGCUGGCUAAUAACCAGCGGUACCGAACGAAAUGCAAA
Molecule: messenger RNA, 1567 nt
Organism: Lindgomyces ingoldianus
Lineage: Eukaryota; Fungi; Ascomycota; Dothideomycetes; Pleosporales; Lindgomycetaceae
Exons: 12
Coding region: 1-1287 (428 amino acids)
Source: RefSeq, a predicted model, not a curated record